AGCCUAGCUGCCCUGUCAUCCUCUUCAUUUCAGCCCAUCAUCUGCCUCCUCUGUCCCACGCUCGUUGCGCCCAUGGACGAAGCUGCUAUUCACUGUCUUCUUUGGAAGUUUUUUUUGAGGAGUAUGAGCUACUCCAUGGAGUUUCUGCAGUCUAUAUAUAUUAUUAUCGCCCAACGGAACAGCACCAAUGAGCAGGAGGAGGAUGAAGGAGACGCAAUGAAGUCUCUCUUGUGCAAGGAUUUGUUUUUCUUCAAUGCAACUUCCUCCGUCUUAUGCAAGCAGGAGAAGGGGCGCAAGCUUCUGCUGCUCCUUGCAAUUCUUGUAGCCAGCCUAACCUACCAGGCAGGCUUCUGGGACAAGGAGGAUAAGGCAGCAGCAGACAGCUUGUGGCAAGCGUAUGAACAUCCGUACAUGUCUUCCCGGUUAUCAGCGUCAUCAGUACAGCACCGAGGUCGCCGCAUGGAUUUCCAGAUCUACAACGGAACUGCAUUUGGCUCAUCUCUGCUGUUCAUCAUGGAUUUCCAGUACUACAACGGAACUGCCUUGGGCUCAUCUCUGGCGAUCAUUUUCUGGGAAAAGGAGGAUAAGGCAGCAGCAGACAGCUUGCGGCAAGCGCAUGAACAUCCAUACAUGUCUUCCCAGUUAUUUGCGCUUGAGGAAUUCGCUGCCGUCGGCCCCUGGAACGUCUUCAUCUUGCUCUUGGCAGCUCAAGUCUGCAUGGCGCUCCAGGUUCCGGUCAGCGUCAGGGUCGGUUCAGUGUUUCUUGCCAAGACUUGUUUAACUGCACACAAAUUAGGAGCGAGAAGCAAGCGUCUCCUCGUGAUGAUCUCGAGGACGAUCCUGGACAGUCUUGGGAAUGCUAGUACUACUGGAAGACGAUGCAGGCAAGUGUGCACCAAAUUCAUAACCAGCAUAUUAUACUACCGACUUGCAAACAGAUGGAUCAGACGCGGCAGUGGGCAUGAGGCGACCUGGCGCCUCGCUAGCGGCGCCAUGCAUCAUAUGACGGGCAACCAGAGGCUGCUGCGCAGCGGGUCGGUGCGCACGGAGAGCAUCGCCCUCGACGACGUGUGGUACGUCCCCGGGCUGGACUCCAACCUGGUGUCCACCGGCCAGCUCGCCAGGCAGGGCUGCGCCGUCACCCUCGGCCCCGGCGGCUGCCGCAUCACCAGGGCAGGCGUCCUCGUCGGCUCCGCGCGUCUCACCGAGGCGUGCCACUUCCAGCUCGACUUCCUUAAGGUCGCCGACGAUUCCUAGUGAUGCGGUUCGACUUGAUUAGCUACCUACUGCUACUGGGUUGUCCAGGGAGGGCAGCCGUGUGCUUGGUGUAUUUUCAGACUCAGUUCCAGUAAUGUUUGAUGAUGAUGAUGCAGCUUCGAACUAUAUAUAUUUGGAUACAACAUAAUAAACGUGCUCAACUGCUCUAUACGUGGGUGGGAGCUUGUUGUAA
Molecule: messenger RNA, 1450 nt
Organism: Zea mays
Lineage: Eukaryota; Viridiplantae; Streptophyta; Magnoliopsida; Poales; Poaceae
Exons: 3
Coding region: 73-1257 (394 amino acids)
Source: RefSeq, a predicted model, not a curated record